Cuscuta europaea is the source of this 2078-nucleotide messenger RNA. The record is from the annotation of a GenBank genome assembly. Lineage: Eukaryota; Viridiplantae; Streptophyta; Magnoliopsida; Solanales; Convolvulaceae.
GACAACACCCUCAGCUUCCGCUAUUCCCCUGCGCAGCAACCCACGCCCAAGGGCCAAGGCGAUUCUGCCGAUUCAGACCUCCGCAGCUCCGCCGCCUCCGCGUCUCCAUUCGAACCGCACACCGCACGCCUGCACGCCGCCGCCUGCAGUCAACCAGCCGCCCGCCUCCCUCACUCCCUCACACCCUCAAGCUCCCUGCUCGGUUGCUCCCGCAUGGCCGCCUCUGGGCCUCCCUCAGUCCAGUCGUCCAGUGGACUUCCGGAUAGUUCUGAAGAGAUGGAUGUGAAAGUAAAGAAAUAUCUCAGAGGAGAACCAACAAAAUAUGAGGUCUUAAAAGAUAAGAAGUUGAAGGGUCAGCUUGCUGCAAGAGAAGAGUUGUAUGGAAGAUCUGCAAAAGCUGCUGCAAGUGCUGAAAAGUGGCUAAUGCCAAGUGAUGGGGGGUUUCUCGAAACUGAAGGGAUAGAGAAGUCUUGGAGAAUUAAGCAGGAGGCAAUUGGCCGUGAAGUAGACAUUUCAAGUGCAAGAAAUCAAUAUGAUAUUGUCUUACCAGAUCUUGGACCGUAUACUCUGGAUUUCACACCUAGUGGUCGCCACAUGGCUUUAGCUGGGAGGAAGGGACACCUUGCGAUUGUGGACAUGAAAACACUUAAUCUUGUUAGAGAACUACAGGUUAGAGAAACAGUGCGUGAUGUAGUAUUCUUGCACAAUGAACUGUUUUUUGCUGCUGCUCAAAAGAAGUACCCUUACAUAUACAAUCGGGAUGGUACGGAGCUCCAUUGCCUUAAGGAGCAUGGUCCAGUGCUAAAGCUUCAAUUUUUAAAGAACCAUUUUCUAUUGGCAUCCGUGAACAAAUAUGGUCAGCUGCAUUAUCAGGACACCACCACGGGGUUGAUGGUUGGAAACUACCGAACCGGCCUUGGCCGGACUGGCGUAAUGAAAGCUAACCCAUUCAAUAGUGUGAUAACUGUCGGGCAUUCAGGCGGAACAGUCAGCAUGUGGAAGCCCACAAGUGCUGCCCCCCUGGUGAAGAUGCUCUGUCAUCACGGCCCCGUCAAUGCCUUAGCCUUCCACUCCAAUGGGAAUCUCAUGGCCACCGCUGGUAUGGACAGGAAGAUAAAGAUCUGGGACUUAAGGAAGUUUGAGGUUGUCCAAAUGCUCCACGGACAUGCCAAGACCUUAGAUUUCAGCCAAAAGGGUUUACUUGCAUGCGCAAGUGGAUCCAUCAUACAGAUACAUGGCGACCUCUCUGGGUCCCAUAAAAACCUGACCCGUUACAUGACACAUUCUAUGGCCAAAGGAUACCAAACACAGAAGGUGGUCUUUAGACCGUAUGAAGAUGUUUUGGCAAUUGGACAUUCUGCAGGUUGGUCUUCAAUUUUGAUUCCCGGGUCAGGCGAGCCCAAUUUCGACACUUGGGUGGCAAACCCUUACGAGACGAUUAAACAAAGGAGGGAGAAAGAGGUUCGGUCUCUUCUUGACAAGCUUCCUCCUGAGACAAUCAUGUUGGACCCCACAAAAAUUGGAGCCGUGAGGACUAAUAAUAAGGAAAAGAUGACUAAAGAGGAAAGGAAAGCGGAGAUGGAGAAUGCUGUCAAAGAGGCUAAAGGCGUUAGAGUGAAGAAUAAAACUAAAGGUAGAAGCAAACCGAGUAAAAAGGCAAGCAAGAAGCAGGAUGCGAUUAUGAAAGCAAAGAGGCCUUUCAUUGAAAAGGAGAUGAAAGAUGGGGUAUCCAAGAAGAGGUUAAGAACUGGCAAUGAGGACAGUCAACUUCCGCACUCUUUGCAGAGGUUUGUCAAGAAUAAAACAUCAUGAAAUAUCCCAAGUUUUGGUAUUUAUUUAGGUUCUCAUGUAUUCCAAGAAAUAUAAUAUUGUUAGCUGUUUUAUGUUAUUUUUAUUCUUUUUGGAAUUGUCUAUGAAACGGAAAAAAGUUUUGAGUUUAUCUGCACGGCAUGCAAAUGCAUGGCAUUCUGGGUAAGAAAAGAAAACCUGCUUCCUGUCUCCACAGCCAAAGAAUCAUUUUACAUCUCUGUUUUAGGUGUUAUCAUUUCAUUAAAAUAUUAAAAAAAAGUUAGUUUCAC